Molecule: messenger RNA, 1299 nt
Organism: Coccidioides posadasii C735 delta SOWgp
Lineage: Eukaryota; Fungi; Ascomycota; Eurotiomycetes; Onygenales; Onygenaceae
Gene: UBC4
Product: Ubiquitin-conjugating enzyme E2 4
Biological process (GO): protein polyubiquitination
Cellular component (GO): nucleus
Molecular function (GO): ubiquitin conjugating enzyme activity
Source: RefSeq, a predicted model, not a curated record
CUUAAACCUCAACAUAACCCCUUUGCUCCUCUGUGCAAAUCACUACCACACGCUCCCCGGCCUCAUCGCUGCAUCUCUGCCAACCUGAAACAGACACACCACCCUACACUCCUCAAGAUUUCCUUCCUCCCUCUCUCACACAUCUCCUUCUCUUCACAUACACACAUCCUUCCUGAUGGCUCUCAAGCGGAUCAACAAGGAACUCUCAGAUCUCGGCCGCGAUCCUCCUUCAUCCUGCUCCGCAGGCCCAGUUGGAGAUGAUCUGUUUCACUGGCAAGCUACUAUCAUGGGACCUGGCGACAGUCCAUACUCCGGCGGCGUCUUCUUUUUAGCUAUCCAUUUCCCUACCGAUUAUCCUUUCAAGCCGCCAAAGGUCAACUUCACCACCCGCAUUUACCACCCUAACAUCAACUCAAAUGGAAGCAUCUGCCUUGACAUUCUGAGAGAUCAGUGGAGUCCUGCUCUUACCAUCUCUAAAGUUCUGUUGUCCAUCUGCUCUAUGCUUACUGACCCUAACCCUGACGACCCCUUGGUUCCUGAGAUUGCCCACGUGUACAAGACCGACCGUCCUAGAUACGAGGCCACAGCUCGUGAAUGGACACGGAAGUAUGCUAUUUGAUAAGGUGAAUGGUGAUGGCGGAGUGGGGACGAGCCAAGCAUGACAGCAUGACUACCCUGUAACGGCAUGUGGUGCAUUUUCCUGGGUUUGAUAAAUAAUGCGACGGGUGUAUGAACUUGGGUGGUGGUGUUUUUGUGUGUUGCUGGCCAAAACUGCCCUUUUGGUAUUCUCCGGCCAGCUCAUUUUAGAACCGUCCAUGCUCCGUAUCUUCCUUUAUUAACGAAAUCCAAAUAUGACGAGCAUUUUAUGUUAUGCAUGCACACCACUUCCUACCGUACACUGCCUCGCGAGGAUUCUUUUAACAAACCAGCAUCGUGUACCACAAGUCCGAGUCUUUCGUGUGUCAUUCUUGUCUUCGCCAUGUUGUUCUCUUUAAAUUUUCGACAACAGUUGAAUUGACACUGUUCGAGUACCUUGUCUUCGCUGUCUCCGGUUGUGACUACUUGGGAACUUCUAGCAUUUUUGACUUGAUGCUGGUGAGACCAUAGCACGCCGUGGGCUGCGUUUUCUUCCCUCCCUUUCUGCUUUUCUGGGUGGCUCGUUUUCUCUCUGUUAUUCGGUCUUUUGCUGAACAUGCAUUCAUUCCUCUUCAAUGAUAUAUCCAUCUGCAAUUUCUCUGUUUUGAGGAAGGUUUUUACUUUCCCCUUUUUCUGCUACAUAUAAGAUAUAAAUAGUGACUA